GGAGAGUUACCAUCUCCUUGCCCCAGUUUAGUUGUGGGGCUUUUUGUUUUUUCUUUCGCAUUAUAGAUUUAAUUUGUUGUAUAUAUAGAUAUACCCACAUACACAUGGUGAACUAGCUCACUCUGUCAAACAAUUCAACUAACUCAAUUAUUACUGAAUAUAGAUUGAUUGGUAAUAGAGGUAGCGAGAGAGAGGGAAUAUAAUGCAUCGGCGGUGGUGGACGGCGAGUGUGGAAGAAAAGUUGUGGAGCUCGGGAGAAGAGGCGGUGUGGGUGAUAUGGGAGGAGACGAUGGGGCUCCGGGUGCCGGUGGUGGCGGCGCUGAUGAACAUUGCGGUGUGGCUGUGCCUCGCAAUGUCGGGGAUGCUGUUCGUGGAGCGGGUGUACAUGGGGGUGGUGAUGGUCUUGGUGAAGCUGCUUGGGAGGACGCCGGAGAAGCGAUUCCGGUGGGCGCCGCUGCAGGGAGACGUCGAGUUCGGCAGCGCAGCUUCUCAUCCUAUGGUUCUGGUGCAGAUCCCAAUGUACAACGAGAGAGAGGUGUACAAGCUUUCGAUAGGAGCAGCAUGUGCACUUUCUUGGCCAUCCGACCGAAUCAUAAUCCAAGUUCUUGAUGACUCCACCGACCCCAUUGUUAAGAAUAUGGUGGAAACGGAGUGUAGAAGAUGGGGAAGCAUUGGGGUUGAGAUAAAGUAUGAGAUUCGCGACAACAGGGACGGGUAUAAAGCGGGGGCACUGAAGCAGGGCAUGAAGCGAGAGUAUGUGAAGCAGUGCGACUACGUCGUCAUCUUUGAUGCUGACUUUCAGCCCGACCCCGACUUCCUCCUUCGCACCAUCCCUUUCCUUGUCCAUAAUCCUGACCUCGCCCUCGUCCAGGCUCGCUGGAAGUUCGUGAAUGCGGACGAAUGCUUGAUGACGAGAAUGCAAGAAAUGUCACUGGAUUAUCACUUUACAGUGGAGCAAGAAGUUGGCUCUUCCACCUAUGCUUUUUUUGGCUUCAAUGGAACAGCAGGUGUGUGGAGAAUUGCUGCCAUUGAUGAAGCAGGUGGAUGGAAUCAUCGGACGACAGUUGAGGAUAUGGACUUGGCUGUGCGAGCUAGUCUCAAAGGCUGGAAAUUCUUGUACCUCGGUAGCAUCAUGGUGAAAAAUGAAUUGCCAAGUACAUUUAAGGCCUUCCGCUAUCAACAGCACAGAUGGUCAUGUGGCCCAGCCAAUCUCUUAAGGAAAAUGUUCAUGGAGAUAGUUAGAAACAAGAAUGUGAAUUUGUGGAAGAAGAUCUACGUAAUAUACAGUUUCUUCUUCGUGAGGAAGGUGAUAGCCCAUAUUACGACGUUCGUGUUUUACUGCGUAGUGAUGCCAACAGCUUGUCUGGUGCCUGAGGUGGACGUUCCCAAAUGGGGCGCCGUUUAUAUUCCCGUCAUCAUCACUCUCCUCAACAGUGUUGGAACUCCCAGGUCUUUUCACUUGAUAUCUUUCUGGCUACUGUUUGAGAAUGUUAUGGCACUCCAUCGCACUAAGGGUACGGUGAUAGGGUUGAUGGAGAUCGGGCGGGUGAAUGAAUGGAUUGUCACUGAGAAAUUAGGAGACGCCAAACCAGCUUUCAAGUUCAAAUCAAUUGGGGAAGCUAUUAAAAAACCACGCUUUAAGAUUGCAGAAAGAAUCCAUGUGGUUGAGCUUGGGAUGGGUGUAUAUCUCACGAUUUGUGGCUUGUAUGACCUGAUCUAUGGGAGACAAUUGUAUUUUUGGUACAUUCUACUUCAGGGGAUGGCUUUCUUUAUAAUUGGAUUUGGAUAUGUGGGCACCAUCGUUCCCACCUCCUAGCCUAGCCUAACCUAGCCUAGCCUAGCAAACUUCAACUCUCAUCUAAGCGAGCUAUAUAUAUAUAUAUAUAUAUAUAUAUAUAUAUAUAUAUAUAUAUAUAUAUAUAGAUGCGUCCUUAAUUGGUAUUUCAAGAAAAUAAUGUUCGAUCAAGAUUUCAAUGCAUGGAGAGAUAAUAGAGAGAAUUAAUUAAGAGGCCGGCCGGGUUUGCUAUUGGGCGCAUGGACGGUAGCUGUUUUGUUUUGAAUCCAAGAACUAGAGCUAGAAAGGGCCGGUCUUAUCAGCUCUGGCAUAUAUGCUUCCAGUAAAUUGUACCAUUCGAUUUUACUAUUCAUUUUACAAAUAAAUAAAUAUAUAUAUAUCUGUAAUUUGGCUUCCCUCUUUGUAUGCAAUCAUAUUGUACUGUAAAAAAAACACUGUUUCGACCAUUCAUUCAUAUUCUUUAGUUCAGAUUGAAUAAUCAAUACAAUACAUUCAAAGUCCGGCCAGUUUUGUCACGUAUAGUAAUAACAUGAUAGUAUCAAUUAUGCAUA
Messenger RNA from Cuscuta europaea, 2346 nucleotides. The record is from the annotation of a GenBank genome assembly. NCBI's taxonomy places the organism in Eukaryota, Viridiplantae, Streptophyta, Magnoliopsida, Solanales, Convolvulaceae.